UAAAUCUUUGAUAACGAUUCGAGAGUUUUAUUUAGUUCAACACAGAUAGUUUUGGCUAGCAACACCGUUUAAAAUGGGUUGCGGUUUUGGAAUAAUUUUGCUGUUUGUGGUGCAUUUUGUGGACGCGCAGACGAGGCAGUCGCUUAAUGGUGAUUGGCUACUUAAGGAUGAAUCUGGCGAGUAUUUAGAUUUAAACGCGAAAGUUCCUGGGGGUAUUUACACCGAUUUGAUGAAUAAUGGCGUUUUGGACAAUAUUUACGCUGGAUUCAACGAUGUGGAGUAUAAAUGGGUGGCGAGAAGUAACUGGUCGUACUAUACCACUUUUGAAGUACGCGAGGCUUUGACUGAUUAUUAUACAAUCAAUUUAGUUCUUGAAGGUGUCGAUACUUUUUCCACUAUUUUGAUCAACGAUGUGGAAGUAGGAACCACUCAGAACAUGUUUGUCAAAUAUAUCUUCAACAUAACUGAGCAAAUUAAGGUUGGUGAUAACACUAUCGAGGUAAAAUUUUUAUCACCCAUUUCGGCUGUCGAUGAUUUAGCAGCCAAACACGAACAAAAUUAUGUGGUUCCACCUGAGUGCGUCCCUGAUUCGUACAAGGGCGAAUGCCAUGUUAAUUACCUUAGAAAAAUCCCGGCAUCGUUCUCGUGGGAUUGGGGUCCAGCUUUUCCCUCAGUCGGGAUUUGGAAAGACAUAUAUUUACAAGGUUAUUAUUGCACUCUCAUAGAGUAUGUAGUGGCAGAAGUGUUGGAUACCGGCGACAACUGGACUUUAUCAAUCGACACCUACUUUUCGCCCCCAGCAGACAUUGUAGGACUUUUAGGCUUUGAACUAGAGACAGCAAAUGAACCAAUUACAGUUAGAAACUGGACAAUUCUGACUAUCCCCAACGAAUACGGAGAAGUGGUGAAUACAACCGAGAUCGUCGUACCAAAAACUUCAGUGGAAACCUGGUGGCCCAAUGGCUACGGUAAACAACCACUCUACACUCUAGGUGUAUCUUUUGACAGCGUCUUCGACUACAGUUACAAAGAAAUCAAAAUAGGUUUCAGGAAGAUUGAAUUAAUUCAAGACGAGCUUGAAAUGGGGCGUUCGUUCUACUUCCAAGUCAACGACGUCCCAAUUUUCGCCAUGGGUGUUAACUCAAUCCCCUUCGAUAUUCUCCCCGAAAACAGCUACAAUCUGGAACGACUCAACCACUUCAUGUCAAGCGUUGCGACAUACACUGAGAUGAACAUGAUCCGUGUUUGGGGUGGUGGGGUGUACGAAUCUGAUCUCUUCUACCAGUUGGCAGAUGAGUAUGGAUUGAUGAUCUGGCAGGAUUUUGUUUUCGCGUCUUCUAUGUAUCCAGCAGAUGACGAUUUUCUUAAUAACGUGAAGAGCGAAGUUAACCACCAAGUUAAGAGAAUCCAGAGUCAUCCAAGUUUAGCGUUGUGGGGUGGUAACAACGAAAACGAGGGAAAUUUAGCUUCCAAUUAUUUCAAUACGGCUGAUAAUUUCGAAGUUUACAAAGCGGAUUACAUUAAGUUGUAUAUCGACACCGUAAGGGAUGAAAUGCGGAGGAUCACGAAGAAUGCAAACUUUGUUGACUCGAGUCCAUCGAACGGAAUCGAAACUGAUAGUGAAGGGUACGUUUCCCUGGAUCCUGGUAGCCUGAUUUACGGAGACGUACACUUUUACACUAACAAUAGAGACAGCUUCGACACAAGCAUCUACCCUAUUCCUAGAUUUUCUUCUGAAUAUGGUUUCCAGUCUUUGCCGAGUGUUAGCUCUUGGCUUACAGUGACCGACAAUUUAACCGACUUAAGUAUCAAUAGUGACUUUAUGAAACAUAGACAACAUCACCCUGAUGGUAAUGAUCCUCUGAAAAACCUUAUUGAAUUUCAGUUAGAACUUCCCAGCGAAAACAACGAAUACUAUGAUGAAGCUCUCAUCUACUAUACGCAGAUCAUUCAAGCAAUGUCCAUCAAAAUUGAAACUGAACAUUAUCGUCGACACAUGGGACGAGUUGAUAACGAUGGCCGUGGUUACACCAUGGGUGCCCUAUUUUGGCAACUAAAUGACGUGUGGGUUGCUCCCAGCUGGUCUUCCAUAGACUAUACGGGGAAAUGGAAGAUGCUUCAUUACUUCGUUCCGGGUUUCUUCUCCCAAGAAUUAGUUACAGGUCACGCCAACAGUGACAAUCAACUUGAAGUGUAUCAUAUAUUAAACAAAGAAUACGGAGUCGGGGAAAAAUGGAUCAAUUUAACUAUUUAUGCGUGGGAUUCUUUCACACCUGUCAAUGGUACGCAGUUUGUUGGAGAAUUUGAACCUGUGACUUCGACGCUGAUUGCCACUCUUGAUAUCGAUCAGUACCUUUCCGAUUCCGGUUGCGGGUCAGUAGAAGAAGCAAGAUUUAACUGUUUUAUACAUUUCGUGGCUGGAUUGGGUACGAUAACAUUGACACCUUCAAAUUAUUUCUUUCCUUCAAAAUUCAAGGAAGCUAAUCUGGUGACAUCUAAUUUGGAGAUAUUGGCGGUAGAUAACUUUGAUGCUGAAGGCCUAAGAUUUUUAAUCGCCCUACGAGCCGAUGCCCCUUGUCUCUUUGUAUGGUUGGACGCUGGUGAUACAAAAGGUCAUUUCCUCGAAAACGGCUUCAUCCAACACAGCCUCGUAACUACAGUGAUCUUCGUAGCAGAUGAGCCUACCACGGUUGAAUCUUUACAAGCCACUUUAACUGUUACACAUGUAAAAGAUCCAAAAUAUUUUCCCACAAAAGUGUAAUAAUGGUAUAUAAAUAAACUUAAUGAACACUUUAA
This is a messenger RNA of Zophobas morio, 2796 nucleotides long. Its product is annotated as beta-mannosidase-like. Gene Ontology annotation, biological process: glycoprotein catabolic process. The record is from RefSeq and is a predicted model, not a curated record. Lineage: Eukaryota; Metazoa; Arthropoda; Insecta; Coleoptera; Tenebrionidae. The transcript has 11 exons. Gene Ontology annotation, molecular function: beta-mannosidase activity. The coding region runs from base 74 to 2761 and encodes 895 amino acids.